AUGUGGAAAGCCCCACACUCCACAUGGAAGCAAGGAGUUGUCGCAAAACGCCUUGGGAAGGUCAACUAUGAGGUCCCCGUGGAAGGAAGACUGAUGCGGAAACACGCAAACCAAUUACGACACAGCAACACAAGGACAAGCUGGAAUCGUGUAGACAAAUCGUUGAAAACCCUGCUCGACAUGUUAGAAUUGGAUGACAAUCGGCUAAGAAGCAACGACGAGGUUGCUAGUGACUUGGACGUCAACACCGCUAUACCGUGCUCUCCAGAACCAUCACUGCGACGAUCGACUAGAAUACGAAGACCUGUGAAACGAUAUGGCAUUGAUGUGUAG
Messenger RNA from Cooperia oncophora, 333 nucleotides. The record is from the annotation of a GenBank genome assembly. Lineage: Eukaryota; Metazoa; Nematoda; Chromadorea; Rhabditida; Trichostrongylidae.